ACCAGCGCCACCACCGUACCCCAUUUGCUCCAGGCCAGCCUGCCGGCGCCGGCGCCGCCACUCCUUAGUCCGUACACACACAUAUAGUACUGUAGAUACUAUCCCCGCCGGCGCACCGCCAUGUCUGCCGCCACUGCUUGCAUGCCCCUGGUCCCUCCGUCUCCUCUCCAUGGAUCAUCGGCGGCAAUGGCGGCGGCCGUUGAGAGGCGGCAGCAGCCCGGUGCCAUGGAGACCACCAAGACCGCCGGUUCCGAGGGAACGGUCGUCGUCAAGAGCCAUGGCAACGAUCAGGACUGUGCCGGGGACGACGACGGCGACGUGACGAUGAGCAGGCCGCGGGCGGUGGUCCAGACACUGACCUGCGAGCGCAAGCCCUUCUCUGAGGGCUUCGCGCUCUGGCGGAGCAUCGGCAGGCCUGAGCUUCCGGAACUGGAUCCUAUCUUGUCCUUCGACGAGUUCGAGUUUUCUGCGCCAGCUGGCUUUCCUGACCAUCCUCACAGAGGAUUUGAGAAUGUUACCUAUAUGCUCGAGGGAGGCAUCAGUUACCAUGACUUUUCAGGCCACAAGGGAACAAUCAACACAGGAGACGUUCAGUGGCUGACGGCGGGGCGCGGCGUGGUGCACGCGGAGAUGCCCGCCGGCGAGGGCGUGCAGCGGGGCAUCAACAUCUGGAUCAACCUUUCCGCCGCCGACAAGAUGGUGGAGCCGAGGUACCAGGACCUGGCGAGCCACGACAUCCCCACCGCCGUCACCGCCGACGGCGUCUCCGUCAAGGUCAUCGCGGGCGAGUGCCUCGGAACGCGAUCCCUGCUCCGGCCACGCACCCCGGCGCUGUGUCUCGACGUCGCACUACGGCCCAGGGCGCGCCUGCGCCAGCCCAUCCCGCGCGGGUGGAGCGCAUGCGCGUACGUCAUCCACGGCGAGGCCGCCUUCUUCGGCGGCAGUGCCAGUGACGGCGGCGCCACUACCGUCACCACCGCCGCCGCACGCACGCUCGUCGUGUUCGGCAACGAAGGUGACGGCGACUGCGUGGAGGUGCGGGGGGCUGAUGCAUCAGCGGGGCAGCAGGACGGCGCGAGGGUCAUGCUGGUGGCGGCGCGGCCGCACAACGAAGCGGUGGUAAGGGACGGGCCCUUCGUCAUGAACACCCGGGAGGAGGUGGAACAGGCACGGGAGGACUACCGCCGCCGCCGCAAUGGCUUCGAGAUGGCUGAUGGCUGGACCUCCGACCACGCAUCCACUGUUGCAACACAUUGAUAGGAUACACUACCUAGGCUAGCUAGGCGCGCGUGGAUGGAUCGCAAGUAUUAGUGUAUCUAAGUUAAGUUGUGGGAUUUUGCCCAAAAAAAUGUUGGCUUCGUAGCAUAUAAGGAAAGUGUUUGCAAUAAUGUGAAAUAUUAUAUAAUCAAUUUGGAAUCCGGCGCCAACGAGCGCAUGCUGGCAAGUA
Sorghum bicolor (sorghum) is the source of this 1447-nucleotide messenger RNA. RefSeq names its product pirin-like protein. Lineage: Eukaryota; Viridiplantae; Streptophyta; Magnoliopsida; Poales; Poaceae. The transcript is spliced from 8 exons. The record is from RefSeq and is a predicted model, not a curated record. Bases 121 to 1257 code for a protein of 378 amino acids.